AUGGAAUAUGAUUCAACAAUAGAAUCACCCAUACGCAAUCAAGUUCCAGGACCAGUCGAUGGAGCACCAAGUAGUAAAGUCAAAAGACCUUUAAAUACUUAUAAUUUAUUUUAUUUAGAAAGGCAACCAAAAUUAAAAGCCGAAAACCCACUUUUGAACGGAAAUGAUAUAUCGCGACUCGUCGCUACAGAGUGGAAAGAUUUAACAAACGAACAGAAAAAACCAUAUAGAGAUGCAGCAAAUGAAUUAUACAAUAAAUUCAAACAAGAGAAUCCAAAUUACCAUUACGAGAAAACCGACAAGAAAAAUAAUAAAAAGAAGAAAAAUCAAGAUGAGCAAAUUUUCCCUGAUUUCAUGCCACAGAAUAAUCAGUCAUCAUCAUCGAAUCAGAUAAUGUCAAGUGCAUUACUUCUUGCACAAUUCGUUAUGUCUCGAAAAGAUGUUCAAAAUGAUAUUUUUCAGGCUAUUCAACAAGGAAAAUUCUAUUUUGAACAGACUCCACAGAUGAUGCAGCCCAUUUCUCAGCAAUUACCAACCCAGACAUUUGAUCAAUUACCUCAUAUGGAUUCAAUUGUCACGGAUCUUGAAUAA
Trichomonas vaginalis G3 is the source of this 591-nucleotide messenger RNA. RefSeq names its product SRY (sex determining region Y)-box family. The record is from RefSeq and is a predicted model, not a curated record. Gene Ontology annotation, molecular function: DNA-binding transcription factor activity, RNA polymerase II-specific; RNA polymerase II cis-regulatory region sequence-specific DNA binding. Gene Ontology annotation, biological process: cell differentiation; regulation of DNA-templated transcription; anatomical structure morphogenesis. The coding region runs from base 1 to 591 and encodes 196 amino acids. The transcript has a single exon. NCBI's taxonomy places the organism in Eukaryota, Parabasalia, Trichomonadida, Trichomonadidae.